This is a messenger RNA of Trichechus manatus latirostris (Florida manatee), 939 nucleotides long. RefSeq names its product olfactory receptor 51G2. Lineage: Eukaryota; Metazoa; Chordata; Mammalia; Sirenia; Trichechidae. Gene Ontology annotation, molecular function: G protein-coupled receptor activity; olfactory receptor activity. The record is from RefSeq and is a predicted model, not a curated record. Gene Ontology annotation, biological process: G protein-coupled receptor signaling pathway. Gene Ontology annotation, cellular component: plasma membrane.
AUGAUACUGGGAUCCCUGGGAAACAGCAGCAGCAUUCCCUCUACCUUCUUGCUGAGUGGUAUUCCUGGGCUGGAGCACAUGCACAUCUGGAUCUCCAUCCGCCUGUGCUUCAUGUACCUGCUUUCCAUCCUGGGAAACUGCAUGAUUAUCUUUAUUAUUAAAACAGAGCCCUCACUCCAGGAGCCUAUGUACCUCUUGCUAUCUAUGCUGGCUCUGACUGACCUGGGUCUGUCGCUCUGUACCCUGCCAACAGUGCUGGGCAUCUUUUGGAUGGGAGAAUGAGAGAUUGGUCACAAUGCUUGUUUUGCCCAGCUCUUUUUCAUUCACUGCUUAUCCUUCCUGGAGUCCUCUGUGCUACUGUCAAUGGCCUUCGACCGCUUUGUGGCCAUUUGUCACCCCUUGCUUGCGUCCACCCUUACUAACACAGCCAUUGUCAGCACUGGCCUGGCUUCUCUGGGCCGAAGUGUAGCACUCAUCUUCCCAUUGCCUUUUAUGCUAAAGAGAUUCCCCUACUGUGACUCUUCAGUCCUCUCACAUUCCUGUUGUCUCCACCAGGAAGUGAUGAAAUUGGCCUGUGCAGACAUCAUGACCAGCAGCAUCUAUGGCAUGUUUGUCAUUGUUUCCACAGUGGGUGUAGACUCACUGCUCAUUCUCUUUUCCUAUGCCCUAAUCCUGCGCACUGUGCUGUCCAUUGCUUCCAGGGCUGAGAGACUCAAAGCUCUGAACACCUGUGUCUUCCACGUCUGUGCUGUGUUGCUCUUUUAUACUCCAAUGAUUGGCUUAUCUGUCAUCCACCGCUUUGGGAAGCAGACACCACAUCUGGUCCAGGUGGUCAUGGGCUUUUUGUAUCUUCUAGUUCCUCCCCUGAUGAACCCUAUUGUUUACAGUGUGAAGACCAAACAGAUCCGAGAUUGGGUAACCUGAGCCUUUUGUUACUAG